AUGUGUGAUGCUAUAACAAUAAAGGAAUCUUCAGUUGCUCGAAGAAAAAACGUCAAACACCAGUAUCUUUCAAUUGAAAGUGUUGAUUUGAAGGAUAAACGUGUUUUAAUUCGCGUUGAUUUUCAUGUACCAUUUCAAGAUGGAAAAUAA
This is a messenger RNA of Dentiscutata erythropus, 150 nucleotides long. The record is from the annotation of a GenBank genome assembly. NCBI's taxonomy places the organism in Eukaryota, Fungi, Glomeromycota, Glomeromycetes, Diversisporales, Gigasporaceae.